AUGACGCCGCGGCUUCCGUACGCCGUGGUUGUGACCGACCUGGAUGGGACGCUUCUGCUGCCGGACGGCGGCAUCAGUGCGCCUAGUAGGGAAGUUCUGCAGCUUCUCUCGGAGAGGGGCGUGGAGGUUGUCUUGGCAACCGGGCGCCACCACUGCGACGGCGCCGCUAUUCUGCGCGGCCUGGAGCUGCCACGCCCGGGCUACCUCAUCGCCGCCAACGGCUCCCGCGUGCACAGGAUUGCGGGGGCCGCGUCGCCCGGUAAGGCGGCGGGCUGCGCUGCGAUGGAGCUUCUGCUGCAGCGCAAUAUGGACGCUGACGUGGUUUGCGACCUGCUGCAGCUGCUGCCUGCGGACGAAGAAGAGAUCAGCGUCAACAUCUUUCAAGGGGAUGAGUGGAGGUCGAGCCUCGACUGGAGCGACCAACUCGAGCUAUACAAGCUUAGCGGCUUUCGAUACAGCCUGGUGCGGCCGCUCGACCUGGUUGCGCAGUACUGGCGCUACCUGGAGCGGGAAGGUACCGAGGCGGGGGGCGCCAGCAGCCAAAACCCACUCUCCGCGGUAGAAAAGUUGGCGUUUGGGUCCGACAACACGGAACGGCUGCACGCGCUGGAGCGCGUUAUUGUGGCGAUGUAUGGGACGCGAACAGAGGUGGCCUUCUCUUCCGCCUGCUGCCUGGAUGUUUGCCCCUUGGGGGCGGCUAAGGCGAACGCGGUGCAGGAGUUGGUCGCGCGGCUGCCCAGCAACGGUGCGCAACUCUCCAUGGCGGACUGCCUCGCCUUUGGCGACGGAAUGAAUGACCUCAAGCUGCUGCAACUGGCUGGAAAGGGCUGCCUCAUGGGCAACGCGCACCCACGGCUGAAGGAAGCAUUGCCGCAGCUGGAAGUGAUUGGCCGCAACACGGAGGACGGUGUCGCAAAAAAGCUCCGGGAGAUCUUUAAUUUGUGA
This is a messenger RNA of Trypanosoma conorhini, 945 nucleotides long. RefSeq names its product hydrolase. The transcript has a single exon. The coding region runs from base 1 to 945 and encodes 314 amino acids. The record is from RefSeq and is a predicted model, not a curated record. NCBI's taxonomy places the organism in Eukaryota, Euglenozoa, Kinetoplastea, Trypanosomatida, Trypanosomatidae.